CUCCCCGCGUCUCCAGUCACAAGUCGCUUUGCAAUGAAAACACCGGAUUACUAACGGGGGAGGGAGUCGCAACCGCAACACAUUGCGGUAACUGGUGCAGCUGGAUACGUGCGUGAGGAUUUCGACAGCAAGUGGGUCCAAACUAAUGAAGUAAGCAAGCAAGUCUGUCUGCUGAACAAUCACCAGUUGGCCCCAAACCCCGACAGACUCGACAGCGUUCCAACGCUUCAAGAGGAGCCUGAGAACACCAUGUGCCAUAACUGGAGAUAUCUUUGUACUGCCCCAUAGUUCGGCAGCCCCCUUAUGAACUUUGGUUUUUGGGGACCUUCCUAGUCGUUCACAUUUCCCACCGGGCAAGAUGAAGAAGGUGGUGGAGUGGUCACCAGAGGAUGUUUUUGAAUGGCUGAGCAAAGAGGGGAUGCCAGAGUACGCGGAUGCCCUCAAACAGACGGACGGUCCUGCUCUGCUGAGGCUCACUGAUACAGAUUUCCAGGAUCCCCCGCUCUCCCGCGUGUCCUCGGAUGGCGGACUGCAACUGUUGGAGCGGCUGGAGACGCUACGAAUAGAGAACCAUAUUGAGGCUCACAAAAAUGGCCAUGCAAACGGGCACGCUGGUGGGCUACCAAAAGGAAUUAGUAAGCCCCAGAGGAAUGGCACAGUGGGGAAGAAAGAGAUGAUUCUCAUUCCCCUGCCCCUGUUGGAACCUACUCACCCCUCGUUCCCUACAGAGUGGGGGAAAACUGGCAUAGCAUUUGUCUAUGCAGUCAUUUGUUUCGUUACCACCUCCGUAGUCAUAUCAGUGGUCCAUGAACGAGUUCCACCAAAGGAGCACACUCCACCGUUGCCUGAUAAGUUCUUCGACCUGUUCAACAGAGUGGAAUGGGCCUUCUCCAUCUGCGAGAUCAACGGCAUGUUGUUGGUGGGCCUUUGGCUGGUCCAGUGGAUCCUGCUCAAGCACAGGUCAAUCAUUGGCAGGAGAUUUUUUUUCAUUGUGGGGACGCUGUAUCUGUACCGCUGCAUUACAAUGUACAUCACAACUCUGCCUGUUCCUGGGAUGCACUUUAAAUGCUCUCCAAAGCUUCUGGGGAACUGGGAGGCCCAAAUGAGGAGAAUCAUGAAAAUGAUUGCUGGCGGUGGUCUGUCCAUCACAGGCUCUCACAAUAUGUGUGGAGAUUAUCUGUACAGCGGGCACACGGUUAUGUUAACACUCGCAUACCUCUUCAUCAAAGAGUAUUCUCCCAAGCGUUUCUGGUGGUACCACUGGAUCUGUUGGACCCUGAGUGCUGUUGGAAUUUUUUGCAUUCUUCUGGCCCACGACCACUACACUGUAGAUGUGGUUGUGGCGUAUUUCAUCACCACGCGCCUCUUUUGGUGGUACCACACCAUGGCCAACCAGCAGCCGCUGAAGGAGACGACACAAAGUAAUCUGUUCACCCGGGUGUGGUGGUACAGACUGUUCCUGUACUUUGAGGAGAACGUGAACGGCACGGUCCCACGGAGCUACCAGGUGCCGUUCUCGUUGCGGUUGUUGCCGUGGAGCCGCAAAGUGAAGUACAGCAGACUGAACAUUCAGUGACUACGGUCAAGCAGGCAAGGACUGCCACUUUAAUAAGUGCUGGGUUUGAGGAUGGCCCCUUACUAUGUAGCGUUAUCCUUACAUCUCCGCUGAAUGGGAAGCCUCAUGACCCAACAGAUAUUUUUCUCCUGAUGUUUUUUUUCCCUCCACUUCCAACUCACAGCACUAAUUAUUUAAUUUCACAUUUUUAUAGGUCAUACACUUUUUGGGAGGGCUUCUAUGAAAAAUUUCAAUAUACUCAUAAAGCUUAAGUCUUUGGUCGGCUAAGUGCAAAAGCAUAAUAGACAUUUCAAAAAAUUUUUUUUUUUUUUUAUAAAUCUGACCUUUUCUGAGAUUCCAAUCGCCAUAGGAAUCUUUUUUUGUUUUCUAUUUUAUAGCAACAUUUUUGUAAAUGUUCUUGCUAAAAGGCCUCAAUGGUGCAAAAAAGUAUUUUUUCUAAAAAUUUUAUUUUUCAAAAAUGAUGUCCAACUGAAAAUUUUUAAAUUUGUUUCAUUUUCUAGAUGGAUUACAUUGAGCAUAAGAAGUUAAUGUGGUUUAGCGUUAAUCCAGUGCCUUCUCUUGGUUCGAUUGUAACAAGCGUUUAGGAACUGCACGUCUCGUGUCGCACCGUGUCGCUGCACCGUCUCAGGCAGCAACGCGGUCAAAGCCGAGCGCCCAUGAAUGUGUACAACAACUAUGCCAGCCUUACCACAAGAUUGGUCUUCCCAAAAUAAGGAGCAGCGAGUCGAGCGUCCUGUUUGUCGAUGCUUUAUAACAUCAUUUUGUGCUUACUGGGUUAAUACUGUUCUAUUAGGAAUACAAGACUGUUAAUCGUAUUUUUUAAAGGAAAAGUUUGUAACUUUUUUAUUUUUGUCAGUUUUUUGUCAACACCAACUGUGUUAUAAGCAAAAUCAGAGGCUCCUCCUAAUUUUUUUCAUUACAGUUAAAGUGUGGUUAGACCUUUGAUUAAAACAAUGUCUUCAAAGAGCAGUUUGGACUUGAUCUGAACUUUGGUACGUAGCGUCCCUGUUUGAAAUCAAAACCAAUGAGGUUUCUGUCCUGCAAACUUUUAUUUUUGUAAGAAAUCGGAGGACAGAAGGAAAGUUUCCACCUGUGUGUUAAAAGAUUGAAUACAGAAAAGUUUAUGAAUGUUUUCCAGUUUCUUUAAUCUUGUUCUUGAUCUGCUGGACUGCAGUGAAAAGACAAAAGCACGCGUGUCCCCUGAUGUGAACAGCCAAGACUCCGGCUUUUCUCUCGGAGCAUUAAACCUUCAAUGGGGAACCAGCUGAGCACUCACAACAUGGAAGUGGUUAUUUAGUUUGUCAUACAUGUGCAAAAACCUUUUUUUUCCAUAAAUGUGAAUUGUUUUGAUGAAAAUUAUGCUAAUGUUGCUUCUCUUUUUUUGUUCGUUGUAUUACUGACCUGCGAAGAGGGUUAUAGAAGUUUUACACUAUUUUCCAUGUGGGGAGGACUCAAUUUAAAAGUAAAUACAAAAAAAAUGAUUUCAAGUCUAAUUCUGUGACUCGUAAAAUAAGGAAUAAAAUUGGUUCUUUAGCUUCCACACAUUACAAAUGAAAGGUUAUUUUGUUAAUCUAUAUUUUUAAAACUAUAAAAAGGAAUAAAAUAGGAUUAUUUUAAUUGUAAAUUGAUGAAACUAUUGUUUCAUCUGCAGAGGAAGUCUUAUUGUUGACUGAUCAUUUCUGCUAAGAACGUUUCCUGUCUUUCAGUUUCCCUCACCUGUUUUUAAACUGUUAUCUGUACUGAUACAGGAUCAAAUCCCAGGUUACAAAAUUCAUUUUAAAACUUUCAGAUUAAGUGUUUGUUUGACUCUUUAAGAAAGCAGAGUUAAUUUUGUGUUUGUGAAUCUCUCACUCACUUUGUUCCUUUUUUUGUGUACAAAUCAGAAGUUUGUAAGAUAAGCUAAAGAAUAGAGUUUUUUCGGAAUAAAACAUUUUACUAUGAA
Molecule: messenger RNA, 3518 nt
Organism: Oryzias latipes (Japanese medaka)
Lineage: Eukaryota; Metazoa; Chordata; Actinopteri; Beloniformes; Adrianichthyidae
Product: phosphatidylcholine:ceramide cholinephosphotransferase 1
Biological process (GO): sphingomyelin biosynthetic process; ceramide biosynthetic process
Cellular component (GO): Golgi membrane; endoplasmic reticulum membrane; plasma membrane
Molecular function (GO): protein binding; ceramide cholinephosphotransferase activity; sphingomyelin synthase activity
Source: RefSeq, a predicted model, not a curated record